CAGGAGAUGCGUUCCUCACCUUGCCAGUGUAGUUCAAAAUCCACUGCGUGCGAAUCAUACAGCAAUCCCUAUGGCCCAGCACUAGAUAUGGAAUCCCAACCCAGCAUUCGGAACAGAUAGGGAUUCUUUUGUUACCUCAGCCUGGCUACUGUCAGCCUGGCGUAGUUUCCGCAGCCGUAGCGCUCUGUACUAGGCAAGAGCCUGGCCAGGCGGAUCUUACCCCGUGUUCAGUCGAGGUAGUUCGAGACCUGUCUAACGAUUCCAGAUCGCAGACGCUGAUGCUUUAGUCGAGUAUCCGGUUGCGUGAGGUGGGAGAUUCGUGGCUUCGCGGGGUUCGUGAAGCUGCUUCAGCCAAUCACUCUCGGGUUCGAGUUAAUCUCUCUACCAGCCAGACUUUAAGUCUCGACCCGUCGAUUCGCCAGGAUGCGGACUGUGUUUAGUCCUUAGACCGCGGUUCAUUCCAUCGCACUGUAGCUUGUUAUUGUAGGAAAGGAGACGUCGCAUCCGGCAUUCCUGGUUAGCGGCGAUCGUACGAUCAGUGCUUGCAGAAUCGAGUGAUUCUAGGGCUGGUGAUUACAGGGUCGUUGAUUAUAGGGUCGGUGAUUGUAGUGUCGGCGAUUGUAAGGUCGGUGACUGUAUCGAAGCGAGGCGAUGGAGAGCCUCGCACAGCUGGAGGGCCUAUGCGAGCGGCUGUACAACUCGCAGGAUCCGGCGGAGCGGUCGCACGCGGAGCAAACCUUGCUGUGCUUCUCGACGAGCACCGAGUACAUCUCUCAGUGCCAAUACAUCCUCGAUAACUCCUCCUCACCCUACGCGCAAGUGCUCGCGAGCUCCAGCCUCGUGAAGCAGGUCACGGACCACACGCUGCCCGUGCAACUGCGACUCGAUAUACGCAACUACAUAGUCUCCUUCCUGGCCACCAAGGGUCCCAAGGCGCAGUCCUUUGUGACGGCGUCUCUGGUGCAGCUGCUGUGCCGGAUUUCCAAGCUCGGGUGGUACGACGACGAGCGGUUCCGAGACAUCGUGGACGAAUGCACCAAGUUCCUCGCUCAGGGCACGGCAGAGCAUUUCUUUCUCGGGCUCAAAAUCUUCAACCAACUGGUGGCAGAAAUGAACCAGCCUAGCCCAGGCCGGUCGCUGACCUUCCACCGCAAGACAGCCUGCUCCUUUCGAGACCUGGCUCUCUUUGCCAUCUUCCAGAUCUCCCUCACCUCCCUCCGACAGCUGCAGUCAGACGCUGACGACAAGCUAAGGGCUGAGGCAGUGUCCCUGGCGCUGCGCUGCCUGUCCUUUGACUUCGUGGGGACGUCCUUGGACGAGAGCUCAGAGGAGCUGGGAACUAUCCAGGUGCCUUCCUCGUGGCGGGCAGUGCUGGAGGACACAAGCACCAUGCAGCUCUUCUUUGACUACUAUGCUGCCACCAAGCCACCGCUCUCCAACCAGGCCCUGGAGUGCCUGGUCCGGCUGGCUUCGGUCCGCCGCUCUCUCUUCACAGGAGAGGCCGAGCGCCUCAAGUUCCUCUCGCACCUCGUGAACGGAUCGAGAGAGAUCCUGCGCUCCAAGCAGGGCCUGUCGGAGCACGAGAACUACCACGAGUACUGCCGCCUGCUGGGGCGGCUCAAGACGAACUACCAGCUGGCGGAGCUGGUGAAUGCGGAUAACUACGCGGAGUGGGUGCAGCUGGUGGCUGAAUUCACAAUCACCUCGCUCCAGUCCUGGCAGUGGGCGAGUGGCAGUGUGUACUUCCUACUGGGCCUCUGGUCGCGCCUGGUGUCCUCCAUGGCGUACACCAAGAGCGACUGCCCCAGCCUGCUUGACAACUUCGUGCCGCAGAUCACAGAGGCGUACAUCACAUCCCGACUUGAUUCUGUCCAGGCUGUGCUUCAGAACAACCUAUCAGAGGACCCGCUGGACAAUGACGAGCAGCUACAAGAUCAGCUCGACAACCUCCCCUACCUCUGCCGGUUCCAGUUCGACCGCACCAGCAAGUUCAUCAUCAGCCAUUUAGAGCCUGUCAUGCAAUCAUACACUGAAGCAGCUCGGUGGCAGCCGGCUGUAGCGGCGAGCAGCAGCAGCCAGGCGGCGCUACAGGUGAUGGAGAGCCAGCUGACCUGGAUCGUGCACAUCAUAGGCGCCAUUGUCAGAGGGCGGCUCAGCUCCAGCACUGGCGAGUCCCAGGAGCUGAUCGACGGGGAGCUAGCAGCGCGAGUGUUCCAACUCAUCCAAGUCACGGACACAGGGCUACACGCACAGCGCUACGUGGAGCGCAGCAAGCAGCGCCUGGACCUCGCGGUACUCGCCUUCUUCCAGAACUUUCGCCGCGUCUACGUGGGCGACCAGGCCAUGCACGCCUCCAAGAUCCUCUACGCGCGCCUAGCAGACUUGUUGGGGUUGCAAGACCAUCUCAUGGUGCUGAACGUCAUUGUGGCCAAGAUUGCCACCAACCUCAAGUGCUACACCAAGAGCGAGGAUGUCAUCGAGCAAACACUGAACCUGUUCCAAGAGCUUGCAGGAGGCUACAUGAGCGGCAAGUUGCUAUUGAAACUGGACUCUGUCAAUUUCGUCCUUGCAAACCACACGAGCGAGCACUUUCCAUUCUUGGACGAGCCGAGCAGUACGCGCAACCGCACCAUAUUCUACUUCACGCUCACACGCCUCCUCUUCAUGGAGGACUCGCCUCAGAAGUUCAAGGCCUUCGUCGCCCCUCUCCAGCUGGUGUUUGUGAAGCUGGAGUCGAUGCCAGACGCAUCCUUCCGCACAGAGCCGGUCAAGUUCGCCCUUAUUGGCCUUUUCAGAGAUCUGAGAGGAAUCACCAUGGCCACCAACAGCCGGCGCACCUUUGGUCUGCUGUUUGACUGGCUCUACCCCGCCCACAUGCCUCUCAUUCUGCGGACUGCCCAGUUCUGGUCCGACACCCCUGCAGUCACCACUCCCCUCUUGAAGUUCGUAGCAGAAUUUGUGGUGAAUAAAACGCAGCGACUCACCUUUGACUCGUCCUCACCCAACGGCAUCCUACUUUUCCGGGAAGCUUCCAAGCUGGUGGUGGCGUAUGGCAAGCACGCCCUGGCCAUGCCCACGGGCCCACACCCCUACACGACCAAAUACAAGGGGAUAUGGAUCGCCCUUACGGUACUCACAAGAGCACUAGCCGGCAACUACGUCAACUUUGGAGUCAUGGAGCUGUAUGGGGACACUGCUCUGCCCGAUGCACUCGACGUGGCACUCAAGCUCUGCCUCUCGAUCCCCCUGCCUGAGAUCAUGGCGUUUAGAAAGCUGGCCCGCGCGUAUUUCGCCUUUCUGGAGGUGCUCUGCCACAACCACACCCUCGUUAUUGUCAACUUACCUACCGCCACCUUCAGUCACGUAGUGGGAUCGCUGGAUACGGGGCUCAAGUGCUUGGAUGUGUCUAUCUCGUCGCAGUGCGCCUCAGCAGUGGACAACCUCGCAGCCUACUACUUCAACAACGUGACUGCAGGGGACGCGCCCUCCUCUCCUGCUGCGCUCACCAUCGCCCAGCACCUGGCGGAGUGCCCCACACUCUUCCCAGAGAUCCUCAAGACGCUGUUCGAGAUCGUCCUAUUCGAGGACUGCGCCAAUCAGUGGAGCCUCAGCAGGCCCAUGCUGUCGCUCAUUCUCGUCAACGAGCAGCUCUUCAACGACCUCAAGCUGCAAAUACUCUCCUCGCAACCCUCUGACCAGCGGGCGCGCAUAGCCGAGUGCUUUGACAAGCUCAUGGCGGAUGUGGGGCGGAACCUGGACCCCAAAAACCGAGACAAGUUCACGCAAAAUCUCACGAUUUUCCGGCACGACUUCCGUGCCAAGUGAGGCAUGGUGCGAUACGACUUACAUGCCAAGUGAGGCCUGAUACGACUCGACUUCCGGGCCAAGUGACAUGAGCCUGGUACCAUGGAGCGCUCAUGAGUCAUGGCACGGGUACCUGCAGUGGUGUACUCUUCAUACCUUCUACAGAAUUGGAGCUGCUAGCUAACCCGAGUAUUCGUCUGGCAGCAUUUCCAUGCCAAGUGCGCCUGAUGUGGCACUCACGGCCUGGCAUGGUGCACCGUGCACUGCACUCCCCCUGCACUCCCCCCGGCAUGGUGCACGAUGCACUGCACCUGCAGCUUAUUCUUCAGAAGCCUACAGUAACGAAUGAAUGAAGCGAACUGCUAACUAUUGUCCGGCAGCACUUCUGAGCCAACUGAGCUGGUACCAGCUCGUAACAUGCACAACACCAACGGUAAGCACAACACGACACCCCAAGACAAGUGGUAGUAGAAAUAUCACAAGUUACAGAGCUUGAAUGCAUACAAAAUUGUCAGCUCUAACUAAGUGCAAGCACUGGACUGGAAGUCCACAGAAAGUUUUGGAGUGUGCUAGUGUAAUCUAAACUAUCGAGACUCU
Messenger RNA from Closterium sp. NIES-67, 4401 nucleotides. NCBI's taxonomy places the organism in Eukaryota, Viridiplantae, Streptophyta, Zygnematophyceae, Desmidiales, Closteriaceae. The record is from the annotation of a GenBank genome assembly.